Molecule: messenger RNA, 2237 nt
Organism: Salvia splendens (bonfire salvia)
Lineage: Eukaryota; Viridiplantae; Streptophyta; Magnoliopsida; Lamiales; Lamiaceae
Exons: 5
Coding region: 394-2058 (554 amino acids)
Source: RefSeq, a predicted model, not a curated record
UUUCCACAUGAUGGUCAGGCUCCUCCUUCUUGACAGCAACAUAGGCAGUCUUCGUGCGUGAAUCUCCUCGGGCGAGUUUCCUCCUCCUUAUCCAUGAGUCUUGAUCCUGCAUCUUCUCAUGGUCUUUUAUUACCGUAGGCUUCUUCUUGUCAGCCUCACGCAGUUGUUUCAUUACACCCCUGUCUUUCCCAUGUGACUUCCCUUUCGAGCUCUUAACUGGUGUUACUCGAGCAGCACGGUCACGUGGAGAUCGUGUCGGCUGCAAACUACCUUUGGCUAAUGGCACCUUAUUUUUCUUAUUGAUUUGAGCUCUACCACGAUGAUCAGCAUGUGGAGAUGUAGCGAGCAAUCUCGAUUCUUUGGAGAAUCUUGAAGAUUUCCGUGUGAGCGAAUAUGUCGACUACACCCAUUGCCAAGAAUCUACAGUUGGAACUCAGCGAGGCUAGUUCCGAUUUAAGGCAUGCUACUGCUAAAUCUAUGAGAAAGCCCGAUCACCGGAUUUUGAAAAGUCUCUUGGAGGGAAGAAGCAGAAUGGAUUCGGCCUACAAGGCCGUUAUCAUAAACCUUCUAACCUCGGACGAGGAGGCUAGUCUAGGCGAGGUGAGAACUGAAGCAGUUGAUCAAGGCAUUGAGCAGAUGCAGAGGCCCUGGCAAGCUAAGAAAAGUGGGGAACUUUGCAGAAUCAUAGGCCAAAAUGAUGAGGAUGGAACUGAAUCAGAUGAAGGCAUUGAGCAGAGGGAGAGGCACUUGCAAGCUAUGAAAAGUGGGGGGAAUUGCAGAAUCAUACGCCAAAAUGAUGGGGAUGCUUUGCGCAAGAUGAAAGCUGAACCGGAUGUAGGCAUUGGGCGGAUGGAGAGGCCCUCGCAUGUUAAGAAAAGUGGGUUUAAAUGCAGAAUGGAAGACGAAAAUGAUAAGGCUGGUCCAAGCAAGGUGAUGAAGAGGCCCUCGCAAGUUAUGAAUAGGAAACGAAAGUGCAAAAUUAUUGAUCAACGUUACAAGGAUUAUUCAUCCGAGGAGGAAACUGAAUUGGAUGAAAUUGAUUCGGAUGAAACUGAAUCUGAUGAAAUUGCAUCAGAUGAAGCUGAAUCAGAUGAUUCUGAAUCAUAUGCAUCUGAAUCAGAUGAUGUCGUUGAGAUCGUGGAGAGGCCCUUUCAAGUUGAGGAUAGGAAAAGAAAAUGCGAAGUCAAAGACCAGCAUGGUGGGCACCGUGGUAGAGCUCAAGUCACUAAGAAAAAUAAGGCGCCGUUACCUAAAAGUGGUUUGCAGCCGGCACGGUCUCCAUGUGACUUCGCUGCUCGAGUAACACCAGUUAAGAGCUCGAAAGGCAAGUCACAUGCGAAAGGCAAGGGUGUGAUAAAACACUUGCGUGAGGCUGACAAGAAGAAGCCUCCGGUAAUGAAAGACCAUGAGAAGAUGCAUAAUCGAGACUCAUGGAUAAGGAGGAGGAAACUAGCACGAGGAGAUUCACGCCCGAAAGCUGCCUAUGCUGCUGUGAAGAAGGAGGAGCCUGACCAUCACGUGGAAACUCGUCCGCCUCAAAAAGGAAUCCAGAGACGAGUUAGAAAGGUCAAGUGUCCUAAAUGCUCGCGCGUAUAUUGUAGUGGUGAAGGGGAUUGGGAAGAAGGAGAAGGUAGCAGUAAGAGUGUUCCAGAAGUGGUCAUCCUAGACAGUGACAAGGUUCUUAACAAUGAAAUCCGGAGCCCUUUUGUUUCUGAAAAGUCACUUCACAGAAGCAUGUGCGAUGAUGAGUUCGACUUCAAUGAGGACCCUAAUGAAAAAAAAAAUGAUAACGAAUUCAAGAAGGAGCUCUUAGAAGUUCUCAGAAAACCAUUUGACAGAGCGGAACUCAAAAGGGCCCGGGAAACUUACAAGUCUGGAUUAUAUGCCUGUUACCAUCCCGAUGUGCAAAAAAGACUCACGAAAUACAGAUAUAAACGGGAGUAUUGCUUGACCAUCCUUCGUGGAUUCAUGUUUUGGCUUAAGAAUGUGAGCCGCGAAGGAGUGUUUCGGCCAUGGAAACACAGGCGCUACAUCGAGCUGGAGCUACCGUCUGACUAAACCCCUGAAUCAAGACUAUCAAGUGCAAGCCCUUUUCAUUGCUGUUAUUGAAGAAAUUGAUCUAAGACCACAUGUUUUUGACAAUUUUUUACAUUUUGCUCUCUUUUUUUUUAUCUUUGAUGUUGGAAUUUUCACAAAACUAUUUCAGUGCUGUGUCAUGCAUAGCAUAGCAGCAUAAA